This is a messenger RNA of Nerophis lumbriciformis (worm pipefish), 780 nucleotides long. The record is from RefSeq and is a predicted model, not a curated record. Lineage: Eukaryota; Metazoa; Chordata; Actinopteri; Syngnathiformes; Syngnathidae.
AUGGCAGAGGGGGAUGCAACCAAAAAGCCUGCCAGGAGGCACGCGAGCCGCAACCCGGUCCUGGCACGGAGCAUUGGCCGUUACUCCCGCUCGGCCAUGUUCGCCCGCAGGGCUAUGUACAAGAGAAAGACCAAGGUCACUGUGACCAGGGUGGAGAAGAAGCUCAAAGCAAAGCCCCGAACUACUGUCGUCAAGACCGUCGGCGGAGACAAGAACGGCGGCACCCGUGUUGUCAAACUGCGCAAGAGGCCACGCUACUACCCCACAGAGGAUGUUCCCCGCAAGUUGAGGAGCCACGGGAAGAAGCCCUUCAGCCAGCACAGAAGGCGGCUGCGUUCCUCCAUCACGCCGGGCACUGUCCUCAUCCUGCUCACCGGGCGCCACCGUGGGAAGCGCGUCGUCUUCCUGAAGCAGCUGUCCAGCGGGCUCCUGCUCGUCACUGGUCCCCUUGUCUUGAACAGAGUUCCUCUGCGCAGGGCUCAUCAAAAGUUUGUCAUUGCCACCAACACCAAGGUGGACAUCACCCCCAUGAAAAUCCCCAAGUCUCUGAAUGACAUCUACUUCAAGAAGAAGAAGCUGAGGCGACCCCGUCACCAGGAGGGCGAGAUCUUUGACACGGAGAAAGAGAAGUACAUGCUGACUGAGCAGCGGAAGAAGGACCAGAAGGCUGUGGACUCUCAGCUCCUGCCACUUAUCAAGAAAGUUCCCCAGCUCAAAGGAUACUUGCGCAGUUCCUUCUGCCUUUCUAAUGGCGUGUUCCCUCACAAGCUGGUUUUCUAA